This is a messenger RNA of Pseudopodoces humilis (Tibetan ground-tit), 1396 nucleotides long. NCBI's taxonomy places the organism in Eukaryota, Metazoa, Chordata, Aves, Passeriformes, Paridae. The record is from RefSeq and is a predicted model, not a curated record.
GCUCACUCUAUGAAAAGGGGGGAGUUACCUGGAAGGGCGGAUGGUCUGGUUUCAGGAAGGGAAGGCCUGGCUCAGACAGUGGGUGGUACGCCUUGCUACAGGGCCCAGACAAAAUAACGGCAUUUUCUACGAAAUUCGCACAUAUGAUAUUAAGCCAGCAAAGAUGAAGGAGUUUUUGGAAAUGGUCAAGAAGUACUUUCACUUUCGCACAGCUCACUCAGAGCUGGUGGGAUUCUGGUACUCGGAGCUGGGAGCGAUGAACAGGGUGCUCCACAUUUGGAAGUAUGAUAAUUUUGCCCACAGAACAGCAGUCCGGCAUGCACUAGCAAAUGACAAAGACUGGCAGGGAAAAUUCAUCUCUGCAGCUCUCCCCUUGAUAGAGAAGCAGCACAAUGAGGUUGCUUAUCUGGUGCCUUGGUGUCAACUUGGGAAGCCUCCAAAGGAAGGAGGUGUAUAUGAAUGGGUUACUUUCCAGAUGAAGCCUGGUGGGCCAGCAUUGUGGGGUGAAGCAUUUCGAGCUGCAGUCAAUGCUCACAUCAACACAGGAUAUACCAGCCUGAUAGGUGUUUUCCACACAGAAUAUGGAUUACUUAACACAGUUCACGUGUUAUGGUGGAAUGAGAGCCCAGAUCACCGGGCAGCAGGAAGACACCGUGCCCAUGAAGAUGCCAGAGUUGUAGCAGCUGUGCGCGACAGUGUCAGAUUCUUGGAGUCCCAGCAAAAUGUGCUUCUGAUUCCCCUGGAAUGCUCACCGCUGAAGUAACCUUCUUCUAAAGGACAUAACUGAUGGCAGGAGAGACAAGAUGGAAGUGCUGUCAGCAAGUGACAUGGAUCCCCAUACCCUCAUGAGCUGAACUGUUCUUCAGCUGACAAAAAAUGGAUGCAAAAUACUGAUCCUAGCAAUGUAAAUCAGCACAAUUGAUACCAAUUAUUAAACAGAAGUUUAUGGUGAUGUUCCUAUGUCUCCAGGACAAAGAACUCAAGCCAUAUCAUGACACAAACCAUGCUUCACCAAUCAUCUGUUUUAAUUCCCAAGUUCUUCAUAAUUUUUUGCAUAGCUAGGUCCCUUACCAAAUGAGUAAGUUAAGUGCUCUUGUCCAGCAUUCCAGACAGGGAUGGUAUAAUUUUUGUAAUAUACUUUGAUGAAAAAUCCUUUUUACUUAAUAAUGUGUCAUGGCUCAUUUCAGCCUUUUCCUUUAUUGUUCAUUAAACACUGCCUCAAAACUGUGAGUUAUCCACACAAGCUUUGCCUCAGGUAUUUUAAAACUUGCUUAGGGUGCUGAAGCUGAUUAGUCCUUCUUGUUCAAUUGUUCAUCUGAUUUACAUGUUCCGACAUUCUUUGAAAUACUUUUCGUCAGAACUAUUAAACACUAAAUAAAUGAGCAGAAAGCAUUAA